Daldinia vernicosa is the source of this 929-nucleotide messenger RNA. Its product is annotated as cell division control protein 42. NCBI's taxonomy places the organism in Eukaryota, Fungi, Ascomycota, Sordariomycetes, Xylariales, Hypoxylaceae. Gene Ontology annotation, molecular function: GTPase activity; GTP binding. The record is from RefSeq and is a predicted model, not a curated record. Gene Ontology annotation, biological process: small GTPase-mediated signal transduction. The coding region runs from base 126 to 710 and encodes 194 amino acids. The transcript is spliced from 4 exons.
UCCCGCGAGUCAAAAAAACGGCCGAUACCUGCCGACAUUUCAAGACAGCUCGCGAUAAGACAACUUCUUAAUCAGGGACAUCAACAUAUCGUACCUGCUCCUGCAAAGGAGCUUAGCAAGUCAACAUGGUUGUUGCAACAAUCAAGUGCGUGGUUGUUGGUGAUGGUGCUGUUGGCAAGACUUGCUUGCUCAUCAGCUACACAACCAACAAGUUCCCUUCGGAAUAUGUACCCACGGUAUUCGACAACUAUGCAGUCACGGUUAUGAUAGGAGAUGAGCCCUACACUCUUGGAUUAUUCGAUACCGCCGGUCAAGAAGAUUACGAUCGUCUACGACCCCUAUCAUAUCCGCAAACCGACGUCUUCUUGGUGUGCUUCAGCGUUACAUCGCCCGCCUCCUUCGAGAACGUCCGGGAGAAGUGGUUCCCCGAGGUUCAUCACCACUGCCCUGGCGUACCUUGCCUCAUCGUUGGCACCCAGACAGAUUUGAGAGAUGACGCCAGUGUCCGGGAGAAGCUUGCCAAGCAGAAGAUGCAGCCGGUGCGCAAGGAAGAUGGAGAACGAAUGGCCAAGGAACUCGGUGCGGUCAAGUACGUAGAGUGCAGCGCUCUCACUCAGUAUAAGCUGAAGGACGUAUUCGACGAGGCCAUCGUCGCAGCACUAGAGCCCCCGGCACCGAAGAAGAAGCCUCAUAAGUGCUUAAUUCUAUAAUGUCGUUUAAUUGGACAAGCCAUAGGCAUUUCCUCCUUCAUUCCUUCAGCAUCACUACAGGCUGCAACAACAAGCUCCAAUGAGCAUUGGAAGGCGUAAGGAUAUGUCAUUUUGGACCUUUUCCACGACAUCUGCAUUUCUCGUAAUAGGCGAUUUUUUAGACAUGUGCGCUUGUGAUAGCACAAGUGGAUAGGAUUCAGAAUGAAUCAACUACGCGCG